Anthostomella pinea is the source of this 624-nucleotide messenger RNA. The record is from the annotation of a GenBank genome assembly. NCBI's taxonomy places the organism in Eukaryota, Fungi, Ascomycota, Sordariomycetes, Xylariales, Xylariaceae.
AUGGCCUCCUUCUCCAACACAGACACGGGCGACAAGCCGUCCGGCCCGUACUACAACAAGAACGUCGACAACGACGUGCCCCUGAAGGAGAAGGUCGAGACGCUGACCAAGUUCGUGUCGUCGCGCAAGUUCGGCAUGAUGACCACGCGCGACCCGUCGUCGGGUAAGCUCGUCUCGCGGUGCAUGGCUAUUGCCGGAAAGGAGGGCAGCGGCAUCGACCUAGUCUUCACGACAAACACCGAAUCGCACAAAACAGACGAAGUCAAAGCCGACGAGCACACCAACGUGUCCUUCUACGACGGAUCAGGCCAGUGGGCGUCGUUCGCGGGCAACACUUCCAUCGAGACGUCCCGCGACGUCGUCAAGCAGUACUACAGCCCCGCCCUAAAAGCCUGGCUCGGCGACCUGGGCGAUGGUAAACAUGACGGGUCCGAGAACGACCCGCGCAUCGGGGUUUUGCGCAUGAAGACUUCUAGUGUUACGUAUGCGGUCACGAACCAGACGGUGGUGGGGAGGAUGGCGGAGGUCGCAAAGGGGGCGCUUACGGGCGAUGCGGCGCAGGUGCAGAAGUUGAGGGAGCUGGGGGAGGGGGAGGUGCAGCAGUGGAGGUCGUCGGGGCCUUAG